Molecule: messenger RNA, 2197 nt
Organism: Paramormyrops kingsleyae
Lineage: Eukaryota; Metazoa; Chordata; Actinopteri; Osteoglossiformes; Mormyridae
Gene: ube2e3
Product: ubiquitin-conjugating enzyme E2E 3 (UBC4/5 homolog, yeast)
Source: RefSeq, a predicted model, not a curated record
GACCUAACUCGUUUAUCCUAUUUGCAAUGAUUUUGCAAACAACAGUUUUAAAUAAUGUACUUGAUGGCAGAAUGUUUCGUCCAGUACAGGAGGCUCCUGACAUUGCAUUUGACGUCUCGCAUAUCCGAAAGCCCGAGGCUAUCUCACAUUAUAUGAUCCCAUUAAUUUGGUCCGUAAAAUUAUAUUUAAUGCCACAUUUGCCGCACACAUCCGACCCUUAACAUGAAAAGGUGUCUCGAUUUUUUUUUCAGGAGCCCAAUCGCCAACACCGUAAACCCCAGAGCGGAGUUUAAAAACCUUUUACAUAAGCUUAAAAAACGGUGAGAAACAUUUUUCUUCUUUUCACAUCCUUAAGUUAGUUUGAUUCUUGCACUGUAACAGUGUCCAAUCCAUAUCUCCAGCAAAAAAAAAAAUGUGACACGCGAAACAAGUUGGCAUUUGAUGCGCUUUUAAAGCUCCCGUUAUUUCAAUGAUCGAUCACAUUUUAUCGUUUGCUUUCCCCGUGUGCGCCCAGAAGCAAGUCAUCCGAUGCACUUUUCUUCAGCUGUUACAGCAAAAGUUAUUUUUUCCUCCACUCCGCAUACUUCUGUCGCUCCUCUGGCUUUGAAAGCCAGCGAUCAGCACACCAUUCGAAGGUCCUGAGCACUCAGAACGUCUCUCGCCAAACUCUUUCUAGUGCAAGACAGCAGCUCGUCGCCUUGCCCAUUGCACUGCCCCAAGGAGGGAGGGAGCUGGAAAAGCCACUCCCACGCCUCGCGGCUCCAUGUCCCGAGACUCGUCCGCCACUCAGCGCCACCUGCCGGCGGCAGCUCGUAACUGUGGCUCUUUCUCUCUCUCUUUUUUUUCUUUUUUUUUCCUCCUUCCGAUUCUCCAAUGUUCACAGCUCGGCCGGAGCCUGUCGUCCUCCAGGCUUCAUUUCCGACGGGUUUUUAAACACUCCCGACCGCCCCAGGAUCCGCGCGGGACCGCGUUGAAGGAGGAUCAUGUCCAGCGACAGGCAACGAUCGGACGACGAAAGUCCGAGCACCAGCAGCGGCAGUUCUGACGCAGAUCAGCGGGACCCGCCGGCACCCGAACCCGAGGAGCACGAAGAGCGAAAGCCGCCCUCCGCCACUCAGCAACAGAAAAAGAACACAAAGCUCUCCAGCAAAACCACUGCUAAACUGUCCACAAGUGCUAAAAGAAUUCAGAAGGAGCUCGCUGAAAUUACUCUGGACCCUCCUCCCAACUGCAGCGCUGGGCCCAAAGGAGACAACAUUUACGAAUGGAGGUCCACUAUCCUGGGCCCCCCUGGCUCUGUGUACGAGGGUGGCGUCUUCUUCCUGGACAUCACCUUCUCUUCAGACUACCCCUUCAAACCACCAAAGGUCACGUUCCGCACCAGGAUCUAUCACUGCAACAUCAACAGUCAGGGCGUCAUCUGCCUGGACAUCCUGAAGGACAAUUGGAGCCCCGCCCUCACCAUCUCCAAGGUCCUGCUGUCCAUCUGUUCCCUCCUGACAGACUGCAAUCCUGCGGACCCCCUGGUGGGUAGCAUAGCCACACAGUACCUGACCAACAGAGCGGAGCAUGACAGGAUAGCUCGGCAGUGGACCAAACGAUACGCCACAUAGGCCCCCAGGGGCCCCGCCAACAGCCGGCCCCUCGCGUGAAGAGCCUGGAGGCGACUUCACCGCGUGCAGCAAAUCUUUAUAGCCUUUACAAUACGGACUUCUGUGUACAUGUUAUACUGGUUCUGCUCUGUGCUUUUACCUCAUGAAGACUGAGACGGGAGCCUCGCAGGUAAAUGCUACUCGAGUAGAAUUUUGUAGCUGUAGAUUUAGUUAUGUUUAAAUGCCUACUUGCAAGUCUUGCUUCUUUUGGGAUAUAAAAAUGUAUUUUGUGAUGUAAUAAGGGAAACUGUUCCUAAAGUCAACCAAAUAUUAUGGUGCAUUUUAGCCUAAUCCAUUAUCUGUAUGAAGUUAAGGAGAAAAGGAAAAAAAACAACAAAAAAAAAAACUAGCUGUAGAUGAUUAGGAAUUAUGUCAUUUAUAUGAAACCCAGAUCCAUUUCCAGUUAUGUGGUACAUGCUGUUGUGAACUCUGUUUUACCUUUGUCAGUUUGUAACGAAGAGAUUUCAUCGAACCUUUUGUAGUUCAGCGAAGGUGAACCGUCACUGUAACAUCACCAAACACAAUAAACUUGUUCCCCAAGGUGA